Dictyostelium discoideum AX4 is the source of this 1527-nucleotide messenger RNA. RefSeq lists its product as hypothetical. Lineage: Eukaryota; Evosea; Eumycetozoa; Dictyosteliales; Dictyosteliaceae. Bases 1 to 1527 code for a protein of 508 amino acids. The transcript has a single exon. The record is from RefSeq and is a predicted model, not a curated record.
AUGACAAUAUUACCAUCAAGAUCAACUAGAGGUAAGAGAACAACAGAGUUAUCAACAGCAGAUGAAGAAUUAUGGCAACAAUUAUUAAAAGAGAGUGAUAAUGAAAAAGAAGAUCCAGAUUAUAUUGUAAAUAGUGAUGAGGAGGAAGAAGAAGAGGAUAUAGUCGAUUCAGAUGCAGCAUCAGAUGAAGAGGAAGAAGAAGGUGGAGGUGAUGAUGAAACUGAAACCAAAUCCACAAAAAAGAAAUCAUCUAAAUCAUAUAAAGACCCAAAAUCAAAAAAAUCUAUAUCAUCAAGGAGAAAAAAGUCAUCAUCUGAUACUGAUAGUAAAUCAACUAUGGAAACAGAGUUAGAGAAACAUUUAGAUAAUAAUACUUCAACAACAACAACAAAUGAUAAUACACCGAAUAAAAGGAAAAGAAAAGAACCAUCACCACCAAAAACACCAAAUUCAGAACCAACCUCACCUUCAACUAGAAGAAGCUCACAAAGAUCUUCUGCAAUUGAACAAUUACAAAAAUCACAACCACAAACUUUAACAAAAAAUAAAAAACUAAAAGUUGAUGAUGAUGAUGAAGAAGAUGAAUCAACUUCAACGACAACAACAACAACAACAGCAACUACUAGAUCAAGAAGAUCAACAAGAAAUUCAGAAUCAAUAAAAACAACAGAAACAACAACAACAAGAAAAGGUGGUAAAAAUAGUAAAAGUGAUAAAAAUGAUGAAAUUUCAUCAACACCAUCAACACCAUCAAUUGAUGGUGAAGGUUUAAGUAAAUUGGAUACCAUUAGUACCUAUGGCUUAACACAAGAGGAACUUUUAGAGGAAUGCAAAGAAACUGAAAUUUAUAACACUGAAUCAUUAAAUCAUCUAUUACAACAAGAAGAGGAUAAAAAAAAGGUUUUCCAUCCAAAAAAAGCAAUCUUAACAGGUCCAAGAAUUAUUUAUAGAUCUACACCUGAACAAACAACUAUUACAUUCACUGAUUCAAUAUUACCUUAUUGUUUAACAAAUCAACCACAAAUAAAUAAUAUUACUAGUAGUGGUAAUGAAAAAAAGAAAAAAGUAAGAGCAUCAAGAAAAUCAUUGGAUCCACCACCAAUUGUAGAUAUAACUUCAACUACUACUACUACUACUACAGCAGCAACAACUGCAACAACAAAUCCUACCACAACUGCAACAGUAACAACAGAAACAAAUCCUACAACAACAUCAACACAAGAACCAAUAGUUGAACAAAAAGAUAAAGGUGAUACAAAUAGGACUGAAAAUAGUGAAAAUGAAAUAAAGAAAAACAUUGAAUUAUGUGUAAUUACUGGACUACCUGCAAAAUAUAUUGAUCCAGAAUCAAAGAAACCUUUUGCAAAUUUAGAAGCAUAUAAAAUCUUAAAAGAAAGAAAAAGACAAGAAGAAUUACAAAAAUCUGAUUCAAAAAGAAGAUCAUCAUCAUCACAUUCAUCUGAAAGUGAAAAAAAAAGAUCAAAAAAGAAAUCAAUACCAUUAAUUUUAACAACUGCAACUUCUUAA